Messenger RNA from Suricata suricatta (meerkat), 815 nucleotides. RefSeq names its product transmembrane protein 141 (gene TMEM141). The transcript is spliced from 5 exons. The record is from RefSeq and is a predicted model, not a curated record. The coding region runs from base 59 to 385 and encodes 108 amino acids. Lineage: Eukaryota; Metazoa; Chordata; Mammalia; Carnivora; Herpestidae.
CGCCCCCUCCGCCGUGUCCUGCGCAGGCCCGCCCCCAGGCUCCCGUGACCCACCAGCCAUGGUAAACCUGGGCCUGUCCCGGGUGGACGACGCCGUAGCCGCCAAGCACCCGGGACUGGAGGAGUAUGCCGCGUGCCAGUCGAACGCGUUCAUGAAGGGCAUUUUCACCUUUGUCUCAGGCACCGCUGCAACCCUCGGCCUGCAGAUGUUCAUUCAAAAGAAGUUUCGGUACCCCUUCCAGUGGAACGUGCUGGUGGCCGUGGUCACAGGCUCAGUGGCCAGCUACUGGAUGACCCGAGUGGAGUCGCACAGAUGCAGCAACCUCUGGCUCUUCCUGGAGACAGGGCAGCUCCCCAAAGACCUGGGCACAGAUGCGCGCCACUAGGAGAUCUCCCGCUGGGGCGCAGAAGACUCAGGCCAGAGACUUCUAGAACACAACCCUCGGGGCCUCCGCACGCCAGGCUGGCCCUCCCCCCUCACAAAGGCCCUCCCCACACCCUAAGGUGACCCAACGGUGUCCCCUGCACACGGGCGUGGCCAGAUCUGCUAAACCUGCGCAGACCGCCCCGCCCCCCAUCCGGGAGGCCAGACCGAGGGGCUGUCCCUGUGGUAGGUAGUUGGCCUCCCACAGGGCAGCGAGAAACACCGUGGCCGCUGAGAGCUGCAGAGGAUCAGAGAGGCUCUGGGCGCUUGGCGAAAGGGCCGUCUGCAGGCGCCGUGCUCUGACACUCCCUGUCCGGCCGCAGCAUCCCCCACGGUCCGAGGUGACAGCGGCUGCAGGGGGUCGUAGGACAAAUAAAUGCUUGCCCUUUUAC